Molecule: messenger RNA, 1698 nt
Organism: Temnothorax curvispinosus
Lineage: Eukaryota; Metazoa; Arthropoda; Insecta; Hymenoptera; Formicidae
Exons: 5
Coding region: 315-1499 (394 amino acids)
Cellular component (GO): cytoplasmic microtubule
Source: RefSeq, a predicted model, not a curated record
GAUUUACCGAACAUCUCCUAUGACCGUCUGUUGAUAAAAAGUGUUUCGUGACUGACCUCUACAUUGUUCUGAAUGAACUCUGUUCUACACUGGAUGUUGGCGAUACUAGUGUGCUUGACAGAUCAGGGUUAUAUGCAGCUACUAUCCGGUAUGUAAACAAAAUUGUUUAUGUGGUAACGGCAGGACACGGCAGGAAAGCGACGUGUGCGCGAAACGAAAAUUAUGCGGUAAAGAGACAUCAAUCGGAUGUCCCAAAACGUUGCCUUUUUUCCGAAAUGUAAAUUAUAAAUGUAGCAGAGUCACAAUAUUGGCAGAUGCCGUUUCUUGUCGGGAAGAUGAAAGUGACGACGUUAAAGGGCAUUUUCCCCGAUCCCAAGCCAGUCAGAAGGAAGAAUUUUAUUCAGGAAAACGUGAAAAACCUCCGGCGAAUGGAACAAUGCUUCCACGCGAGCAAGGAGGUGGAAGAGCUACAAAAGUUACAAUUACACAAGCAUCAUAAAAGUACAGACAAGUAUCAGAAUGUACCCGCAAAGGUGGUCACUAGCUUCCGAGACAAGAAGAAACAUGAGAGUUAUAAUAUUGAUCGAGUGUCAACUGACAAAGUAGAAAUUGACGAACAAGCUCAAAAUGGGACCAACGUAUUUGAGUGUGAUAAAAGGCAAACUACUCCUACUAAAAAGGUUGUUGGACCAGGAAUGAAUAAUAACAUAUCAGGCAGACAAAAGAGAACUGGCAAACAUAAGAGUCAGCAGAAAUUACAACCAAAGAUUUUAUCCGAACCAAAUGUGCACAAGUUCGAUAAUGCUGCAAAUGGUUUAGAUGCACGAAGCACCGUUAAGUACAAAAGUCAAGGGAUUCAGACUUUAGAUACAGAUCAAUUGGAAAGUAUAUAUUCUGAAGGUGUUAUUCGGUAUCCAUCAAAGAACAUUACAAGGCAUGAAACAGCGAAUAAUGGUGAUUUAAAUAAGCAAGAGGAGAAGACUUCGAGGAAACAAUCUGAUUCUCCUACAGACAGAGGCGAUAUGCAUGGUCCCGAAGAUUUGCAGAAAAUCGAUUUACGAAAAUCCGUGUCGCCGACAUCUAAAGAGGAGAUCGAUUUUAUCAAAUUAAAUAAAGAACGUACUUCUGUUGCUAAUAAGUUGAUGACGCAACUUCAUAAUGGUGUGCCACCUCCGAAUUAUCGCAAGGGAGUUGUACCUAAAUACCUUCGAGAUAGAAAAGAAGCACAAGAAAAGGAACAAAAGGCCAAGGCGGAAGCAUUGCAUUCUGACUGUCCAGAGGGUCACGUGCCCUUACCUGAUCACGAACGCAAGGAGACGCUACGAUUAUUAAAAAAAAAUUAUCAAGAUUAUGUCAACGAAUUAAAUAUGAUGCCUAUAAAAACGGAUACUCUCAGAGCACAGAGGCGUAAGAUUGAGAUAGAGAAGCAACUGAAUAAACUGGAAGAAGGGAUUAAAGUGUUUUCACGUCCAAAAGUUUACGUGAAAAUAAAUGCAUAAAUUGUGUUGCUUCGACUAGAACGCAAUGUGUACGUUUAGAAAUAUUGAUUGUCCGUCCGUGUUUCAAUCCAAAAUGUCAUACAUUAGGCCUGUUCGCGUUUUAGCUUAACUUCUUAUACAAUUCAUCUUUCCUCUUUUUCGUUUCACGUUGGCGAGAAAAUGAGAAAAAAUGAACUGUCCAAGAAGUUCAGCUAAUGUC